GCUGACGCGGGGCGCGGGCUGCCAACUUCGCGCGCGGAGCUGCCCGGCGGUGCGGUCCCGGCGGCGCGGGCGGCAUGAAGACCAGCCGCCGCGGCCGAGCGCUCCUGGCCGUGGCCCUGAACCUGCUGGCGCUGCUCUUCGCCACCACCGCCUUCCUCACCACGUACUGGUGCCAGGGCACGCAGCGGGUGCCCAAGCCCGGCUGUGGCCAGGGCGGGCGCGCCAACUGCCCCAACUCGGGCGCCAACGCCACGGCCAACGGCACCGCCGCCCCCGCCGUCCCCGCCGCCGCCGCCGCCGCCGCCGCGGGGAACGGCCCCCCUGGCGGCGCGCUCUACAGCUGGGAGACCGGCGACGACCGCUUCCUCUUCAGGAAUUUCCACACCGGCAUCUGGUACUCGUGCGAGGAGGAGCUCGGCGGGCUCGGUGAAACAUGUCGCAGCUUCAUUGACCUGGCCCCAGCGUCGGAGAAAGGGGUUCUGUGGCUGUCGGUGGUCUCCGAGGUGCUGUAUAUCCUCCUGCUGGUGGUCGGCUUCAGCCUCAUGUGUCUCGAGCUCUUCCAUUCCAGCAAUGUCAUCGACGGACUCAAGCUCAACGCCUUCGCGGCCGUCUUCACGGUGCUCUCAGGCCUCCUGGGAAUGGUGGCCCACAUGAUGUACACGCAGGUGUUCCAGGUCACCGUGAGCCUCGGCCCCGAAGACUGGAGACCCCAUUCCUGGGACUACGGGUGGUCCUUCUGCCUGGCGUGGGGCUCCUUUACCUGCUGCAUGGCAGCCUCUGUCACCACGCUCAACUCCUACACCAAGACGGUCAUUGAGUUCCGGCACAAGCGCAAGGUCUUUGAGCAGGGCUACCGAGAGGAGCCGACCUUCAUAGACCCUGAGGCCAUCAAGUACUUCCGGGAGAGGAUCGAGAAGGGGGAUGGAAGCGAGGAGGAGGACUUUCGCUUGGACUGCCGCCACGAGAGAUACCCCACCCGACACCAGCCACACAUGGGGGACUCCUGGCCCCGGGGCUCGGCACAGGAGGCACCGGAGCUGAGCCGCCAGUGCUGGGUGCUGGGGCACUGGGUGUGACCGAGAUCCCAGCCCAGUCCCUGGACCUCGGGCCGUCGCUGGCGCCACCCGCUGCGGCAAGACCACCAGUCUGGCCCCCCUGGAACCCUGGCCCGUGGGCCGUGAACUCAGCCAGCCUGUGUGGGAGACACCAGGCCCGUCCUGCCCACUGCCGCCCGGGUCCCAGGGCCCUGGAAAGGGACCACGUGGGCCUGAGGGAAGGGACAGGGCUGCACAGAGUGACUCUGGGACAGCGGCCACCGAUCCUUGCACCAACACACGCAGAGCCCUGCCGGGUGCGGCUGCAACGCCAGGAAAUACACGGACGCUGGCACCCGCAAGCCCGCGAGGACCCUAAGGAGGUGCCCAGAGGGGCAGAGCCCGCGGGAGACAGGGGGUCGGCUUCCUGAAGGAGGGGGCAGCUGGCACUGCAGGGGGUCAUGCAGCAGGCACACAGCAGGGGCUUAAUAAAUGCUUGCUGAACCUG
Messenger RNA from Lemur catta (Ring-tailed lemur), 1542 nucleotides. RefSeq names its product GSG1 like (gene GSG1L). NCBI's taxonomy places the organism in Eukaryota, Metazoa, Chordata, Mammalia, Primates, Lemuridae. The record is from RefSeq and is a predicted model, not a curated record. Gene Ontology annotation, cellular component: plasma membrane. The transcript has 7 exons. The coding region runs from base 75 to 1076 and encodes 333 amino acids.